Molecule: messenger RNA, 3356 nt
Organism: Setaria italica (foxtail millet)
Lineage: Eukaryota; Viridiplantae; Streptophyta; Magnoliopsida; Poales; Poaceae
Product: disease resistance protein RPM1
Exons: 2
Coding region: 1497-2900 (467 amino acids)
Molecular function (GO): ADP binding
Source: RefSeq, a predicted model, not a curated record
UGCUGGAACAGAAGGCAAGUGGAGGAACAGAAGGCAAGAAGCAGCAGCAGGAAGAGGGGGGGCGCCAUGGCGGAGACCGCGCUGAGCAUGGCCGCGACGCUGGUACGCAGCGCGCUGGGCGUCGCCUCGGCAGCCGCGAGGCAGGAGGUUGGACUGCUGCUCGGCGUACACGACGACAUCGGGUUCAUCAAUGCCCAGCUUAAGAUGAUGAGUGCUUUUCUUAGGACAACCAAUGUGGCAGAGGGGAAUGCUGAGGUGUUGAAGGCUUACCUGGAGCUAAUACGUGACUUGGCAUAUGACACUGAAGAUUGUCUUGAGGAGUUUAUGGUUUCGAUCAAGCAUCCAAGCAUGUUGCAGCAAUGCUUCAACUUGGGAGCACGCCAUCGUAUUGCCAUCAAGAUACGGGCAAUCAAGCAAAGAAUCCAAGAGCUAAAUCAAAUGAGGAAGAUGUACAAUCUGAUCCAGCUUACAGAUACCAUUUCCGAUGACAUGAAAGGAGAUUUCCAGGUGACACGAAAUUUUGCGGCUCUGUACAUCCAAGAAGCGCAGCUUGUUGGCUUUCAGAGGCCAAAGGUUGAGCUCCUAGAGAUGACAUCUAGCAAGACUGAUGGUCGGAAGGUUGUCUCAAUUGUUGGCAUGGGUGGUCUUGGGAAGACAACUCUUCCUAAAAAGGUAUACGACAGCAAGGAGCUCCAUGAAAGAUUUGUUAAUUUUGCUUGGAUUACUGUUUCACAGUCCUUUAGCAUCAUGGAGAUCCUCAAGGAUCUAAUCAAACAACUUUUGGGGGAAAAUUCGCUGGAAGAUUUGUUGAAAAAACACCAAGGUGUCACUUUGCUAGGGAAACAUUGCACUGAUCUCCUAAGAGAACAACUCGAGGGGAAAAGGUAUUUUGUUGUUCUUGAUGAUUUGUGGACCAUUGAAGCCUGGAACUCAAUCCAGUUUGCUUUCCCAGAGCAUAGCAGUGAACUUGGUUGUGUAGUAGUGACUACACGAAUCACUGAAGUAGCACAAGUGUGCAGUUUCCCCUACCCUAAACUUAUCCACCACCUUAAAGCCCUGGAGGAAAAAGAUGCUAAAGAGCUGCUCCUAUAAAAAAGGUACAUGAACCAAAGAAUGCAGAUGAAGAUAAAAUAUUAGACGAGAUACUGAAGAAAUGUGGAGGGUUGCCACUAGCUAUUGUGACAAUAGGCGGCCUCCUUGCUAAUAAAGGCAUAAACGAGUGGAAAAGUUUGCGUGACCAAUUACCAUCACAACUUGCUAGAGGUGACCCUAGUGUUGAAGCUCUGAAGCAAGUGGUGACUUUAAGCUACAAUCAUUUGCCAUCUCAUCUCAAACCAUGCUUUCUAUAUCUCAAUCUCUUUCCAGAAGAUUUUGAGAUCAGUAGGAGGCACCUAGUAAAUAGGUGGAUAGCUGAAGGUUUUAUUUCAAUUGGUACUGCUCAGGCAACACUUGAAGAUUUUGCUGAUAAUUAUUUCUACGAACUGAUCAGCAGAAGCAUGAUUCAACCAUCCAAGUUAGAUGUUCAAGGAAAUGUGAAAACCUGCAGAGUUCAUGAUAUUGUGCAUGAUAUUGCAGUGACAAUUUCAAGACAGGAGAACCAUGUAUUAUUAGUUGAUGAACAAACCAGAACCGCUGCCUUGACAAAAGAAAGCAUCCGGCAUGUAUCAUGCUUUGGCACCAGGAAAUGGAACGGCAUGGAUUUAAGCCGGGUUCGAUCUUUUACUUUGUUCAGUGAACCUGCUCGGGGGCCAAUAGCCCCACUUUGUUUGCCCCAGCUGAAGAUGUUGAGGGUUCUGGAUCUCAAAAAUGCCAGAUUCAAAGCAAGGCAACAGGACAUUGAAAUCAUAGGAUUGUUGCUACACUUGAAGUACUUGCAUUUCCAUAGCGAAUCAAGUGUUUAUACUCUUCCAGGAUCCAUGGGAAAUCUUCAUGGCUUGCAAACUCUGGACAUACGGAAAUCAAAUUUUGCAUCCCUACCAACAGAAAUCACUAAACUUCAAGAUCUUCGCAGUCUCCGGUGUAGCAGGAUACGUCGUGCAUAUUUUGAUAUAAGUGCACCUAAAGAAUUCUUGAGGGACGUCUUUUCCUUAAUAAACUUAUGUGGUGGUGCACCUAAAGAAUUCAAAGGAUUUUCUAGCUGCUGGUCUGAUUCAUCUGGCAUUAGGGUGCCACGAGGAAUGGGGAGCUUAAGAGAGCUGCAAAUACUAGAGAAAGUAGAUAUUGAGAGAACAAGUAGGAAAGCAAUUAAAGAGCUGGGGGAACUAACUCAGCUGAGGAAGUUAGUUGUGAGAGGGAGAGGGGACUCCAAUAAAAAGUGCAAGGCAUUCUGUGAGGCUGCAGAGAAGCUGUCGUCCCUUCGUUCGCUCAAUGUAGGUACGAAGGAGCCGCUUGAAGAGGCUGGGGUGCUGGAUAUGUUAGUUUCUUUUACAUCCCCUCUCCCGUGUCUUGAGCGGCUCAAAUUGAAGGGGUUCCUUCAGCAGGUACCUGCUUGGGUUGGUGAAUGUGUGAGCCUGGUGAAGAUUGACUUGAAGUGUUGUAAGCUCAAGGAACUGGGGGCCUUGGCUCAAUUGCCUAACUUGAUCCAACUACGACUUUUGGAAGAUGCGUAUGAUGCAGAGAAAUUGGUGUUCUGCAGGGAUGCAUUCCCAAAACUGAGGAUCCUAAGUCUACAUUAUUAUAAUUGUGCACUGAGGGAGGUGACGUUCGAGCAGAGCACCUCACCUAACAUGGAAACAAUAGACAUCAAGUAUUGCGACUUGGCAUCAGGAAUCAAUGGUAUCGAGAACCUUCCAAAACUCAAGGAGGUCUAUAUUCAGGGUGGUAUAUUGGCGAAGCAAGAUAUGCUAAAAGAGGAAGCGGGUAGACACAGGAAUCACCCCGUGCUGCAAAUUCAGGGCUGACGUCGUCCAACAACUGAAGAGUCUGAGGUGAAGGUGUAAGUUACAGAGUCCAUUUCUGAACAAGGGGAGAGCUCGCAGUCUUGAUCUGGAUUCCAUGACGCCAUCCAUCCUCCUCGUCAUCCUUGACAAUCCACAACAGGUCAGCCCUGACUCCUGCACAUCGCCUGGACGUUAUUCUUCAUCCAGAAACAUCACUCCAUUGAAUUGCGGUACCUCGUGCCGUUUUCACUGUUCCAUCAAAUGUAUCGUUGUAUCCUGUGCUUGCUUACUGUUUGUGUGUAAUAAUCUGGCCAGAAGACUUGUUAACUCUAUUCCACUGCUUGCAUGCUCGUGUCUGUAAUAGUCACAACCGUUGUUCUGUCUGUCUGUAUAUGCGUACAGCCAGUGGUGCUCGGCCUUGUGUGUAAACAAUCAACAGACAUUUUAUUUGUGAAUCUAUGUGUGUUCUUUGUCAUA